Messenger RNA from Microthlaspi erraticum, 2613 nucleotides. The record is from the annotation of a GenBank genome assembly. NCBI's taxonomy places the organism in Eukaryota, Viridiplantae, Streptophyta, Magnoliopsida, Brassicales, Brassicaceae.
AUGGUGGACAAGUCUUGGGUGCAUUUAUGCAGAGUUGACUCUGCAUACGAGUGUGGUGCUCGAGGUUUUGUUAACACAGUUAGUGAAAAGUUAGGAGUCAGUGGGAAGAUAAUUUGCCCAUGUGCAUGUUGCCGCAACUUAGAACGCAAGACAUGCGACGAGGUUGUGUCUCAUUUGGUUAUUAACGGGAUGGAUGAAGCUUACAAGAGACAGUCUGAUUGGUUUCACCAUGGAGAGGAUAGAUCGGUUGCUAUGUCAGUAGGUCAAGAUAGAGUGUGGAAUUCUGAAAUUGUUGGUUUAUACGAAGCUGCGAACUGUCUAGAUGAAGAAUUAGCUAGUAAGGGUUUAGAUCUAGGUGAACUCGCUGAGGGAGAGGACAAGAAGGAAGAUGAGUUUUUAGCAAAGCUUGCUGAAGCCGAGAGGCCAUUGUAUCCUACGUGUGUGAGCCAUAGCAAGCUGUCAGCCAUAGUGUCCUUGUUCAGGAUCAAGACUCAGAAUGGUUGGUCGGACAAGAGCUUCAACGACUUACUUGAGACUUUGCCGCACAUGUUGCCUCAAGACAAUGUACUGCAUACAUCCACUUACGACGUGAAGAAGUUUCUGAAGACAUUUGAUAUGGGAUAUCAAAAGAUUCAUGCGUGUCCAAACGACUGUUGUCUCUUCCGAAAGAAGCUCAAGAAAGUAGACACUUGUCCGAAAUGCAAGGCCUCGAGAUGGAAGAUCAAUACACACACGGGUGAAGUGAGGAAGGGUGUUCCACAGAAGGUGUUAAGAUGGCAUUUCUCAGGCAAGAGCACAGAUGGGAAGUUGCGGCAUCCUGUUGACUCUGCGACUUGGUCUUCCAUGGAUGCUAAAUAUCCAUCUUUCGCAGCUGAGCAAAGGAACUUGAGGCUUGGUCUUUCUACUGAUGGGUUUAAUCCCUUUAGCAUGAAGAGCAGUAGAUACUCUAGUUGGCCAGUCUUGCUGGUGAACUACAACAUGGCGCCGGACCAAUGCAUGAAAGAAGAGAACAUUAUGCUAAGUCUGCUCAUUCCUGGACCGCAUCAACCAGGUAAUAGCAUAGAUGUUUACUUGGAACCCCUGAUAGAAGAUCUGAUUAAGUUGUGGAAUUUCGGGGAGUUAACUUUCGAUGCUAUUAGUAAAACAACCUUCACUCUUAGAGCAAUGCUUCUGUGGACUAUUAGUGACUUCCCAGCGUACGGGAAUCUGGCGGGUUGUAAGGAGCUGCCUGUGAGACACAACAUAGAUGUCAUGCAUGUCGAAAAGAAUGUGGCUUCUAGCUUAAUCGCUACAUUGCUACACUGUGGUAACUCAAAGGAUGGUCUCAAAGCCAGAAAGGAUCUCGAGACUCUUGGUAUCAGAUUGGAUUUACAUCCAAAAGCUCAAGGGAAAAGGACUUUGCUUCCUGCAGCUCCAUGGUCUUUGUCCAAGGCAGAGAAAAAAACAUUUUGCAAGCGGUUAUUUGACUUCCAAGGUCCAGACGGUUAUUGUUCCAACAUAUCUAACUGCGUAGCAUUAGACGAGUGUAAGGUGAUGGGUCUGAAGUCACAUGACUACCAUGUCCUGAUGCAGCAGCUACUGCCAGUUGCGAUUAGAGGUUUAUUGCCUAAGGGUCCACGGUUAUCAAUUUUCAGGCUAAGCGCUUUCUUCAGCCUUCUUUGUCAACGAGUUAUUGAUGUGCAUCAGCUACAAGUUAUGGAAACAGAGAUUGUAGAGACUCUAUGCAUGUUUGAAAGGUUUUUGCCGCCUAGCUUCUUUGAUAUCAUGAUUCACUUGUGUGUCCAUCUGGCAAGAGAAGCCCGUCUAGGUGGACCAGUACAUUUCAGGUGGAUGUAUCCGUUUGAGAGGUACAUGAAAGUGUUGAAAGAUUACGUAAGAAACCCAUCUAGACCAGAGGGAUGUAUAGCGGAGUCUUAUCUAGCAGAGGAAUGCAUGAAGUUUUGCUCAAAUUUCUUGAAGAAGACCACAAAUGUGGAGGAAAAAGACGACAGAAACACAGAGUAUGAGAACAAGACUAUCCUAGAAGGAAGACCAAUAUCAGCUGCCAAGUCAUUCACGCUCAGUGAGUCAGACAUGAAAAUUGCUCAUUUGGCGAUACCUCUUGAUAUGGAAGAGAAGGAUGAGACUCUUAGGUGGUUGGCUUACGGUCCACGGAGAAUAGCCAGAUCUUACACAGGCUACAUUGUUAAUGGCUUGCGGUUUCAUACAAACUCGGUGCAUAGACUUAGUCAGAAUAGUGGGGUCUAUUAUGAGGCAACAGCGAUGUGUAGAUCUAGUGCUAUAGACACAGCUCAAGUGGUUGAUUUGGUGUCGUAUUAUGGCAGGGUAGAAGAUGGGUUUACACUGGUUAACAUGAAUCAGAGUCAAGUAUCGUUUGCCAAGGAUCCGUUUAUUUUAGCUUCUCAAGCUAGGCAGAUAUUUUACUCUAGGGAAAACGAUGAAUCCAGUUGGUAUGUGGUUAUGAGAGGUCCAUCUAGGAGAUACAGUGAUGAGAAUGUAGAAGAUGGAAAUACUGAUGUUGGACCAUUACCUUCCAAUGUGGACAUGGGUCUAGAAGACUUGGAAGAUGAGGCUCCUAUGGUCAGAGAUGAUUGUGAAGGAAUAUAUGUGUGA